UUGUCUCUCUUGUAAUUUCUCUUAGCCACCGCCUGCUCCAUCUGCGCCUCCCUCUAGCGUUGCCGUGCUGUCGGCUUUUCUCGGUUCCAGUUCGUUGCCGACGAAGCCAUGGAGGUAGAGAAAGUGGGGGAGGCGAAGAAAGAGGUUGGAUCGGGCAUGGAGGUAGAGAACGCGGCCUCUUCCGCCGGAGCGCCUCGUCCGCAGUUCAAGGCGCUGAAGCCGCAUGAGAUGUCGGACAGGAAGAUUGAGUUUCGGAAGGUAUCGGUGCCGCAGCACCGCUUCGCGCCGCUGAAACGGUGCUGGAUGGAGAUCUACACCCCUAUAUAUGAGCAGAUGAAGAUUGAUAUAAGGAUGAACCUCAAGACAAAAAAGGUGGAGCUCAAGAAUAGAGCAGAUACUCCAGACAUUAGUAACUUGCAGAAGAGCGCAGACUUUGUCCAUGCUUUCAUGCUUGGGUUUGAUGUUGCAGACGCCAUUGCUCUGUUGCGUCUGGACGAUCUUUAUGUCGAUACCUUUGAGAUCAAGGACGUGAAGACCCUACGAGGGGAGCACCUUUCUCGAGCAAUCGGCAGGCUGUCAGGAAAAGGAGGCAAAACUAAAUUCGCUAUUGAAAAUUCUACAAGAACUCGGAUUGUGAUUGCAGAUAGUAAGAUCCACAUCCUGGGGUCUUUCCUGAACAUAAAGAUCGCUCGAGAUUCUCUUUGCAGUCUUAUAUUAGGAUCACCAGCAGGAAAGGUCUACUCCAAACUUAGAACUGUCGGUGCCCGGUUAGCUGAAAAGUUUUGAAGUUUUUCUUAAAAAACUUUUGCCAUAUUAAAACUGAUUUUUUUUAGUUUGUGCCAAUUGAGUGCAAUGUUUUGAGGAGCCCAUUUGAGUUAUCAAACAUUGUUUGAGUAAUGAUGUAAUGUUUGUUCAAUGAUAAAGUCUGAUGACUGUUAUAUCUUC
Messenger RNA from Zingiber officinale, 945 nucleotides. Its product is annotated as RNA-binding protein pno1-like. Gene Ontology annotation, cellular component: nucleolus. The transcript has 2 exons. Gene Ontology annotation, molecular function: RNA binding. Lineage: Eukaryota; Viridiplantae; Streptophyta; Magnoliopsida; Zingiberales; Zingiberaceae. The record is from RefSeq and is a predicted model, not a curated record. The coding region runs from base 109 to 786 and encodes 225 amino acids.